CGACAUCCCUUGUCCUGUCCCAACGCGGAAACGUUGAAUAUUUGUUGUGAUAACAUGUACACACUUAUUCAAAUACUUCGUUUCUUCACGUUUACAAUAAAUCGUAUCCGAGAUGGCUCUACAAAAUGACAUUUGAAAAUGGAGACGUCUACGAGGGGUUUAGGGCGCAUUCAGUGUGAAUUUGCGUUGAUCUUAGUGCGCUGGAUCUCACCAGACGAGCACAGUAACUUCAACCGAUACAGCCUACACAACCCACGGCCAGCAAUGAUGCGCUGGCGACGGGAUUUCUGCCUGUGGCUGCUACUCUCUCUCGGCGGAAUGGCUUUACAGUGUGAAGGAGGCAGCUCGGUCACUCUCCCCGAGUCUCUGCUCUUUGUUUCUACCUUGGAUGGGAGUCUACAUGCUGUUAGCAAACAAACAGGGGACAUCAAGUGGUCUCUCAAAGAAGAUCCCAUCAUCCAGGUUCCAGUGUUUCUGCCAGAGCCAGGUUUCCUCCCUGACCCCAGUGAUGGCAGUCUUUAUGUACUAGGAGGCAAACACAAAGAAGGUCUUAUGAAAUUGCCCUUCACUAUUCCAGAGCUGGUCCACUCAUCCCCUUGUAGGAGCUCAGAUGGAAUGCUCUACACAGGUAAAAAACAAGACACGUGGUUUGUUGUGGAUCCUCAGACGGGCGAGAAGCAGACGAGUUUGACCACGGCCUCAUCCGACUCCAUCUGCCCUUCAGCUCCCCUGCUCUACAUCGGUCGCACAGAGUACAUGAUCACCAUGUACGACACGAAGACGCAGGAACUGCGCUGGAAUGCAACAUAUAAUGACUAUUCUGCUUCACUGUAUGAUGAUCAGAAGUAUGAGUACAAGAUGUCCCACUUUGCAUCCAGCAGCGACGGACUGGUGGUGACGGUGGACCGUGACUCGGGCGACGUGCUGUGGAUGCAGAGGUUCGAUUCGCCCGUGGCCGGCCUCUACCUCUGGACGCAGGACAGCCUAUGGCGGUUGCCGCACCAGACCGUAGCCACGGAGACGCUGCGCUACCUCAUGUUCAUGGCACAAAGCACGCAGUCGCACACGAUGCGAUGGAGCUACCAGUUCACGCAGGAACAGCACAGCACCAAGACGCAGCUGGUUCCCAGUCUGUAUGUUGGGAAGAUGGACUCUCACCUUUAUGCCUCCACCUCCCUCGUGCAUGAAGGAGUAGCCGUAGUGCCCCACGGCCUCACCCUCCCGCGCAUCGAAGGGCCAGUCACGGAGGGCGUCACAGUGGGAAGUGGGCGGGGAGAGUGUGAGAUCACGCCCAGCACUGAUGUCAAGUACCCACCAGGAAGCACCAAUCCCCUGCAGAACCAGUGGCUCUUGAUAGGCCAUCAUGAGGUCCCUCCUCUGGCUCAUACCACCAUGUUAAGAGACUUCCCAGACAACCUGCAGCGUUCUGGUGAGGUCAUACCUCCUCGCAGAUCGACAUCUUCAUACCGAUCAGGACCUAGCACUCUGCCACCAGUAACCCAUCAGAGCUCUUCUCCUGUGUUGCCCGAAUCCUUGACCUCUGACCCUAUGACCUUGGUGGGGUUGACACUGCUGCUGGGGGCCUGGCUGGCCUUCCUCCUCUCCUACAUGCGACAAUUCAGCAAAGCCCAGAGAUCCGAGGAACAAGUGGAUUCUAGAGCCCCGACCGAUCAGACCAAUCCUAUUACUUCCCCAGAAACCGACAUAGUCCCCUCGUCAACUUACAGUAGCAGCAACCACUCAGAUUCAAGUGGCCUGGUCUUGUCCAAUCAAACUACACAUCUGGCAGGCUCUCAAGACCACAGCCCCACCUCCUCAGCAUCCUGCCAUUCAGGGAAUGAACAUCCCGAAGUGCUGAACAUUGGAAAGAUUUCCUUCAGUCCUGCUGAGGUGCUUGGACACGGGACAGCAGGAACGUUUGUGUUCCGGGGUCACUUUGAUGGUCGGCGUGUGGCAGUGAAGCGUAUCUUGCCAGAGUGUAUGGAGUUUGCCGAGAGAGAAGUGCAGCUACUGCGGGAGUCAGACGAGCACCCCAACGUCAUCCGCUACUUCUGCACUGAGCGCGACCGCCAGUUCACUUACAUCGCCAUAGAGCUGUGUGCUGCCACGCUCCAGCAGUAUAUUGAGGACCCCAACUAUCCUUAUUCCUCCCUGGACUCAGUGACUCUGCUGGAACAGACCAUGAGUGGCCUGAGUCACCUGCAUUCCCUCAACAUUGUUCACAGAGAUUUGAAGCCACGCAACAUCCUGCUCUCCGUUCCGGGAGCACUCGGUCGAGUGCGGGCCGUGAUCUCGGAUUUCGGCCUGUGCAAAAAGCUUCCGGACGGCCGCCACAGCUUUAGCCUGCGUUCGGGAAUCCCAGGCACCGAGGGCUGGAUCGCUCCCGAGCUUCUUGUCAACGCUCCAAAGGGAAACCCUACGAGUGCAGUGGAUGUGUUCUCGGCUGGCUGUGUGUUUUAUUAUGUGGUAUCAAGAGGGCGGCACCCAUUCGGGGACACACUGAGGCGUCAAGCAAACAUUCUCUCUGGGGCCUACAGCCUGGACCACUUCAUGGAGGACAUACAUGAGGAUGUGAUUGGCAGAGAUCUGAUCGAGACAAUGAUCAGUGCAGAGCCAGAGUCCCGCCCAUGCACAGCCUCCAUUUUAAAACAUCCAUUUUUCUGGAGCCCGGAGAAACAGCUGCAAUUCUUUCAGGAUGUCAGUGAUCGUAUAGAGAAGGAGCCAACAGACAGUGCUAUUGUGGUGCGCCUGGAGACGUCAGGUAGAUCAGUGGUCAGAACCAACUGGAGGAUGCACAUCUCAGCGCCCCUACAGGCGGAUCUGAGGAAAUUUCGCACAUAUAAAGGGAACUCUGUCAGAGAUCUACUCAGAGCUAUGAGAAAUAAAAAACAUCAUUACCAUGAGCUCCCCCCAGAGGUUCAAACAGCACUUGGUGAAGUCCCAGAAGGCUUUGUAGCGUACUUCACCUCCCGUUUCCCAAGGUUACUGCUGCACACGCACUCUGCACUGAGCGUCUGUGCCCCAGAGAGACUUUUCCAUCCUUACUACAACCACUGAAUACGCAGGCUCCACCGUGUCUGACCUACGUCACGUGUGGACGAACUCGCUCAGGCUACGAGUGCGGAAGACAGGGAAAGUCUCGCUUACGAAACUGAACAAUAACCUUUGCCUUCAGCCAGGAUUCUGGAUUGCAAGAUUGUAUGUAUACAUUUGAGUGAGUCUUCACUCUCCGCAAGCAAGCACUGGAUCAGCUAAAACGUUACUGCCUCCUGUGAAACUACUGCGACAAUCCUCAGACUCAUGCCCAACGUGAACGACUUCUUGGUGGCGCUUUUAUAUCAUUUUUUAAACUUGCAUGGACAACGGCCUCGUUUUUGGUAUGGCUUCUGAGUGGAACCUUCUGAAUUAUAGAUCUCAGGCUGAUUAUCUCAAGGACUGAACUGGAUUAAGGCCUGGAUGAGUUUUAUUGGACCGUAAAUGAGGAAACAUCCGUGGGCUCUGAAGCGAGCCUGAAGAAUUUGCAGUUGUUUUUUAUUGUUCAGGUGAAACUUUCAGAGGACACCGGCUCUCCUUAGCUGCCACGGCUGUGUAAUUAAGGGGCCUAACCACAGGCCCUUGUGGCAGCUUGUAGACUCUUUGACGUUAUGAAAUUUCCAUCCUUAAAUCCCCAAUCAGAAAUUGCCAAACUAACUCAGUGUCUUGCUAGUUGUAAGGGCCAUGGUGUUAUUUAAAUACCUGACAUCGAAGUACCUAAAACAUUAUCUACCAGUGGUAGCCAGUUGCAUGACUGGAGCUGCCCACAUGUAUUUUCUGCCCUAACAUCGUCUUAAGUGCAAUUCAACAGGACCGUCUUCUGUUUGAGAACUUUUAGAAGCGACAGACAGAAUAAGAGGUGGGCUUUCCUUGGGGGCGUGGGGUCAUCCGUCAGACGCAGGCACCGUUUCUGUUCAACCUCAUUUGCAGCUGGCCGUGACGGGUAGGGCACUGGUGUGUUCACUUGAUUUGAAAGCAAGCCUGAAGCUGGGCUACGUGCGCCACUCCAAAUGGAGCACACAACUAGUGGACUUUAUAGGCCAUGUCUGUUGUUUGUGUUUUCCGAUUAGCGGCCUGCAUUUGAUCGACGCGCUUCUCACUUGCGGCUCGUAUAAUUGUAGCAGAGUAGAUAAUGAAACAAAGCCCCGUUUUGGCUUGUGAUAUCAAUAUAGGAGUAACCAUACAAAAGUAUGUAAGAAAGCCAUGAUUUUCUGGACAGAAUAAUUAGAAUAAUUGGAAUAAAUGUGACAGGGAAAUGAACCACACUUUAACGCCACCCAAUAUGUUAAGACUAAGGACAAUGGUGUGGCUGUGAACUGCCGGUUCUUAUCCGUCAAGCUCCUACACGGUGAACUGUACUAAGGCUUGAAAUAACAAACCAGCAACAUACUUGCUGAUACUUCAUCAAAGGAUGUUUGCCAUCAAAAGCUAUGACUAAGGCAGGAUGUGUUAAUUAUACAUUUUAGGAGUCAACCUUUUUUUAAUAGUUUUUAUCUCUUGAAAAAAUGCUAAUUUCUACAAAGUUAAUGCAGCUUCCACUUUUUGCCACUAGUGUAAGCAGUCAUGACAGCAAGCAAAACACCGGAAUAUAUUUCAUGUUAACAUUUGAAAAAGCAAUUUCCCUCCAACAGCUAUAAAGUGAGAAAUUCAAUGCCAUAUUAAUCUCUUUGUAAGAACAUUGAAGAGAUUCCUAUUUAUUUUUUAUAGGUUGCAUUGCAAAACAAAUAUAAAACCCACAGAAAUGCUAAAAUUUAUACAUAUGAACAGCACACAGGUAGGAUGAAAAUGGGGUUAGUGCCAUACUCACUCUAUACUAAGGGGUUAACCUUUACAAGGUUCCUACCUGUUCUAGGCAUCCAUACAGCAGAGCUGGUGGAGUAUGUAAUACAUGGCCUGAUAUUUUACAACUUGUCUUUAAAUAAUAAAGGCCUUGGUACUUUUCUACAAAGAAGCACAUUUACCUUGGUUUACAUUUUUAGACUGUAAAUUAUUUUCGAUGCCAAGCUUGUUUUUAACAAAGCUUUACAGCUGUGCAUUACUUAAAAUACUGAGCAACAGCCCUGCCCCCAAUAAAACUUGUUCACAAGGCUUUGCA
This is a messenger RNA of Electrophorus electricus (electric eel), 5128 nucleotides long. RefSeq names its product endoplasmic reticulum to nucleus signaling 2 (gene ern2). Gene Ontology annotation, molecular function: protein serine/threonine kinase activity; ATP binding; RNA endonuclease activity. Gene Ontology annotation, biological process: intrinsic apoptotic signaling pathway in response to endoplasmic reticulum stress; IRE1-mediated unfolded protein response; protein phosphorylation. The record is from RefSeq and is a predicted model, not a curated record. Lineage: Eukaryota; Metazoa; Chordata; Actinopteri; Gymnotiformes; Gymnotidae. Gene Ontology annotation, cellular component: IRE1-TRAF2-ASK1 complex.